GAAUAUACGUGAGGGGAGUUGGCUUGUAAGAUUUAAUACUCCUGUCUUCGAAAGAAAAUAAUAGGACGUUAUAUGAUUUAAAAAAAAAACAUUUACAUAAUUUUUUUAAGUUUCAGUUUGAAGUUUUAGGAUAACUUAUUAACAAGUUAGAAAUUAAAAUUCUAGAAAAUGGGUAGCAAGGAUGAUGAAUACGACUAUUUGUUCAAAGUUGUUUUGAUCGGAGAUUCGGGUGUUGGUAAAAGCAACCUCCUCUCCAGGUUCACAAGAAAUGAAUUUAAUUUGGAAAGUAAGAGCACCAUUGGUGUAGAGUUUGCCACACGAAGUAUACAGGUUGAUGGGAAAACAAUUAAGGCCCAGAUAUGGGAUACAGCUGGACAGGAAAGAUACAGAGCUAUCACUAGUGCAUAUUAUCGUGGUGCUGUUGGUGCUCUACUAGUGUAUGAUAUAGCUAAACACCUAACCUAUGAGAAUGUGGAACGUUGGCUAAAAGAGCUACGAGACCAUGCUGAUCAAAACAUUGUCAUCAUGCUAGUUGGAAAUAAGAGUGAUUUACGGCACUUAAGAGCUGUGCCAACUGAUGAGGCUAGGGCUUUUGCAGAGAAAAAUAAUUUGUCCUUUAUUGAGACGUCUGCUUUGGAUUCUACAAAUGUGGAAUCUGCCUUUCAACAAAUCUUAACAGAAAUCUAUCGCAUUGUAUCCCAGAAACAGAUCAGAAACGAUACUGAUAAUGAUCCAUCACCAUCAGGAGACAAUGUGAAACCAAUUUCCAUUGCACCCACUGAUAGCUCAGAUACACGUAAAAAACAGUGUUGUCAGACAUAGAGGAAGUCCUCGUGUCUUAAACCCCCUAUAGUGCACUCUUAUUUCCAUUUAUGUCUGACCGGACGGAUGUCCUUCUAAUUCAUUCUACAGAUACCAUAAGUCUGCAGUGUCCUUGUUUAGAGAGUAUCUUACCCCUGUACCUUAUUCUUUAUUUGAAAUUCCAUUUAAUCUUUUAAACAAAACAACAAAUUACUGAUGCAGUAAACCUCUGUUUUGAUGAUGUACAUGUGUUUGUAGAACUUCAAAUGAGUAAUGCUCAUUUUGAGUAUCUACAGAUACAUUGUAAUAUAUUUCAAUAUUUUCAAUCUGUAAUGCUUGCAUUUUAAAUAUGCUGGUUUUGCAGCCUUAGAAAUAGCUACAUUCAGCUGCUUGUGUAAACUGUCUAACUAUCCCUGCUGAGGAACUGUGAUUUGGCCUGACUGUCGAGAAACUGAGACGAGAUAACUGGUCAGGUGUUUUUUUUAAUGAAUAGAAUUUGCUUGUACUUCUGCGAUAACAAAGUAAUUUCUAGUACACAUUUCUUUAUGAAAUUCUGUAGUACCAUUAAUACAUUUAUCACUGAAAUUAGCAAAAGAUUUGAAUUACUUAGUUGGAUAUUAUUGUGAUCAAAUUGAAAGAAAGCAAAUUUUUUUUAGUAAUUCAAAGUGAAUAAGCUUAUUAAACUAUCUUGGACGACCUUUUUUUUAUUAUUAUUAUUACACAAGAGUUUUUAUAUUUUGCAUUAACAAAACUCGUUUAUGUUCCGAGCUUCAACACCUACGUAUAAUGCCAUUUUUUUUCUCGUGAUGUCUUAACUUUCCUGUACAUUAGUGUAAAUUUAGAUAAAGAUAAAAAAGUUUUGUUUUUAAGAAUAACAAUGAACUUCUUCAACUUUAAUCAUGUUGAGCUUGUACAUGUACCAGACAUAGAUAAUAAAUAGGUGCACUCAUAGAUCUUUGAAACAAACAUCUGUACACAAUGUUACUUAAUGAUGCAUUCAAUAUUUUCAGUUCUGGGUGUUUUUUUUCUUGUUUGUAGGCUUUGAAAUAAAUUAGUUGUCAAAUAAAGGAUCAUCACAUCUG
Limulus polyphemus (Atlantic horseshoe crab) is the source of this 1883-nucleotide messenger RNA. RefSeq names its product ras-related protein Rab-11B. Gene Ontology annotation, molecular function: GTP binding; GTPase activity. Lineage: Eukaryota; Metazoa; Arthropoda; Merostomata; Xiphosura; Limulidae. Gene Ontology annotation, cellular component: recycling endosome. The record is from RefSeq and is marked provisional. Gene Ontology annotation, biological process: exocytosis.